CUCGCCAUCGCUGUAAUUACAAUGUGCAUUUGUUUUUGUCCAUCAGAAUUGUCGGAUUUUACAGUUAGACUAUUUGUUCUAGUACAAUGCGAUCGCGGUGAUAUCGGCUUAUAAGGGUGUUGCGUCCAAUGUUAAUUUUUACCAGUGCGUUUCGUGUUCGUUUCGUAGUUAAGUGGCUUUUGUGCAUAAAAGACACCAGACAGCUGAUCACAGACUUUGGCUCACACCUGCUACAAAAAGACAAUAAUUAUUUAAAAACCUGGCAUUCGGGGGGUAUUUAGCAGCUGCCAGUGUAUUUAUAUAACAACAAUUUGAUUGAUUAUGGCGCUGCCCAGAAAACUGAUAUCGAAGAUCUACGAUAUAAAGGCACACGAUAGCAGAGUUACGAGCCUUGAUCUGGGCGAAACAGGCCGAGUGCUGGUCACCGGAGGCGAGGAUAGGAAUGUGAACCUUUGGGCAAUUGGUCAAAAUGAGUGUUUUAUGUCCCUGACGGGUCACAAUCGCUCGAUUGAUUGUGUCCGUUUUGCGUACAAGGAUAACUUUGUCUACUCCGCCGACGACAUCGGAAUAAUCCGGAGAUGGGAUCUGAACUCUCAAAAAAUUUACUCAACGCUAAAUGGCCACAUGAAGAGUGUUCGCACUCUGGACUUUAAUCCGUCCGGAGAGUAUGUGGUCUCCGGAAGCAAUGAUACGACCGUCAGACUUUGGGAUGUGCAGAACGAAAACAACUGCAUCAAGGUGUGUCGGGGUCACAUGUCUCAUGUGAACUCCGUAAAGUUCUCACCGGACGGCCUUUGGAUCGCCUCUGCUGGCUUGGAGGGAUCCAUUCUCAUCUGGGAUAUACGGAAGAGUAAGCAGAUAAUGGAGUUCAUAGCGGAUCCGCCGGUUACGGCCAUCACAUGCGUUCAAUUUCAUCCCUUCGAGUUCCUGCUGGCCGCCGGACGUAUCGAUGGCACGGUAUCCAUCUACGAUCUGGAGCAUCAGCAGCUCGUCUCGCAGACCACUCACUUCUAUGGCCAGGCCAUCAGGUGUAUAACCUUCAGUGACAACGGCGAAUGCCUCUUUGUGGGCAGCUCUUCUGGUAUUUCGGUCAUUGCCUGGGAGCCUGAUCGUGAGCUAGAUCACAUAAAGAGCACCUGGUCCUCUUUGGCGGACAUGAAAGUGGUUAACAAUAAGUUGAUCUGUGGCUGUCAUGAGAUCGACACCGUUUCCAUCAACACCAUCAGUUUGGACCGCGUGAUACCCUUCUACCAGCCGGCGAACUCUCUGCCCAACUUUAAGCACAACUCAACGACCCGAAAGAGCUUUACACGCGGCAACCAAAAGUUCCGGCUGUCGCUGGGUGGCUCUAAGCCGGCCCAGGUGCAGGAGGAGCAUGAGGGCAGCAAGAGUGGCCUGUCGUCGCCCAACUAUAGUCUGGAGGUGGUCAACGAGGCUGUGCUGGAGUCGGCGGAAACGUCUCCUAUGUCCUCGUUGCCACCGGUUCAUUUGGCCACCACGGCUGGAGGUUCGUCGGCCGAUCUGGCCUCGCAUCAUGUCGUCUACGGCGGUGCAAUCGAUCCCUCGCUGAGACAGGGAAAGUUCUCCAGGGUGCCCGAUAAUAUGGCCAGCUAUGCCAGUAGUUAUGCCAUCGAUACCCGCCUAAUGUCAAUGAACGAGCCUAGUUCGCUGCACAAGCCGGACAUCUAUAAUAUUUACUCGCUGGGAAAGGACGCGGAGCCGGAUGUGCAGCAGCUGGAGCUCAAUCUGAACGAUAGCAAUCCGCCCAUACUGAACAACUAUGACAACUACGAUAUGGCCGAGGAUUUUCCGGUCAAUCAGAACCUAAACUACAUUACCAGUAACUAUAAGCCAGUACCACCCGCCACCUCCACCAUCAAUGCCUCGUCCAAGUCGAUCAAAAAGACCACAACCACAAGCCUGCACAAGAGGGCAACAAGCAAUAUGGGCAGCUCGAAGCAGACCUCUACUGGCAUCUUUGGUAGCAGCAAGCUCAGCCAGGUCUCGUCGGUUAGCUCCAUGGAACUGCACAAGCUGGACGACAACAUGGUCCUAAAGAAGUCCUCAUCCUCGAAUGUCGUCAAUAAGAAUAAGCGCCCAAUGGGCUCCGCACAGGGACAGUUCAGCAAGGAGAACAGUCAGCAGAAAAAUAUUAAUGUGGAGAUCAUCACAAAGCCACCGAUGCGAUCUCGCACCACCUUGGACAUGCGUUCAAAUCAGCAGGCCAAAACUCAGGAAAAGCAAAUUCACCAGCCAAUGAACAAUCGCAUCAUGAUGGAUGAUCACGACUUUGAUAUGCUCUCGAGAUCGCAUGAGGCUGUGCUGCAGGAGCUAAGCAAUCGCCAGUCCAGCUUGGAUUUGCUGAGGCACGCCACGAGGUCGCACGAUGUCCUGGGCGCAUUAAGGCAAGCCAAGAGCUGUGGAAAAUCUAUUUUCAUAGAUUUACUUGGAGCCAUACUAGAGAAACCGUCCUCGUGGAACCUGGACUUCUGCAUGUUUGUGCUGCCAGAGAUUUACGAACUCUUGCAGAGCCAACACAAGUUCCACUUUACAAGAGCCUGUGAUACACUGCGUAUUAUUCUGUCGAACUUCUUGCCAACCAUACAGGAGAACCUCGAUUCCUGGGCUGCCAAUGGCCUGGGCGUGGAUGUGACCCGCGAGGAUCGUCAGCGGAAGUGCGCCGAGUGCCAGCGAUGGUUGCUGCAAAUCAAGAACCUGCCGGAAAGCACCCACUUUGGGUCCACGCUCUCGCAAUUGCAGAACAUAAUCAUUUUCUAAGCUGUAAAUUCUCCCCGGCGUUCAGAUCAGCUCUGGAACGGUACAAAGAUUGUCAACAAAAGAAAAAACCACCAGCUUCCCGAAACCUGAUUCAAUUGCAGUGUCGUGGGGAGUGGCCUCAUUUGUCGCUCUAAGCUGCCAAACUAAGGAAUUUUAAACAAUCGUUUGAGGAACAGCAGCUCGAAGGCGAGCUCUUCCAAACACACUGUUUAUCCAGCAUUAACAAACCCUGGGGCCUUUUUCCUUUUCAUCAGCAUGUUAUGAAAGAAUCAGCUUGGAAUCUUUGGAAUUCAAAGCUGCUAUCACUUUACCAUGAGGAUAUGAAAACGGGCCUUAGUUAUUUAAUGAUUCAUACUAUUAAUUUGUUAUGGAAACUAAUUUAUAAAACUAUUAUUUACAUAGAAUUAAGCCUUAUAAAUUUGAAAAUAUAUAAAAGAAAACCAA
This is a messenger RNA of Drosophila subpulchrella, 3222 nucleotides long. RefSeq names its product katanin p80 WD40 repeat-containing subunit B1 (gene kat80). Gene Ontology annotation, molecular function: microtubule binding. The transcript has 10 exons. The record is from RefSeq and is a predicted model, not a curated record. Gene Ontology annotation, biological process: microtubule severing; microtubule depolymerization. The coding region runs from base 322 to 2778 and encodes 818 amino acids. NCBI's taxonomy places the organism in Eukaryota, Metazoa, Arthropoda, Insecta, Diptera, Drosophilidae. Gene Ontology annotation, cellular component: katanin complex.